CCCACCGCGUCGCACGCCUGUUCGCUGUGCGCUGCGCACAAAGCGUGGAGAGCGAGCAAGGCAAGAGGACACAAUGGCUUUCCGUAUGACUGGACGCGUUCUGGGCGCAGUUGCGCGGGAAAGGAAUGACGUGCAGCCGGCGCUGAGGAAGGUUUGGAAGGCAUACGAGCCCGUCGAUGGCCUGGUCAUCCGGUCCAUUUCUCCCUACCAGCUCAACUUGGUACGGAACUUCGUCACCACCAUCCCCAAGAAGUUGAAGACUCGCUUCAUCGAGUACGGUCCGGAGGUGAUGAUGUGCGUGGGCAUUGUGUACGGGACUUACACCAGCCACAAGAAGGGCUUCGCGCAGCUCCACAAGGACCACCGGGACUAAACAGACCUUCCGCACACGCGGUGUAGGAGCACCGAUGUAGGGAAGUUUUAGGACGGCUUUGUGGCUCUGAGAGGAUUGUUGUCAUUCGGGAUUCAGCAAGGCUACUACCGUUGGUGUUUCGAGGACU
Molecule: messenger RNA, 500 nt
Organism: Ectocarpus sp. CCAP 1310/34
Lineage: Eukaryota; Phaeophyceae; Ectocarpales; Ectocarpaceae
Source: the annotation of a GenBank genome assembly